This is a messenger RNA of Mus caroli (Ryukyu mouse), 813 nucleotides long. The record is from RefSeq and is a predicted model, not a curated record. NCBI's taxonomy places the organism in Eukaryota, Metazoa, Chordata, Mammalia, Rodentia, Muridae.
AUGGCCACCUCCACCAUGUCUGUCUGCUCCAGUGACCUGAGCUACGACAGCCGGGUCUGCCUGCCCGGCUCCUGUGAUUCUUGUACUGACUCCUCCUGGCAGGUAGACGACUGCCCAGAGAGCUGCUGUGAGCCCUGCUGCUGUGCCCCCAGCUGCUGCCAGUCCAGCUGCUGUGUCCCUAGCUGCUGCCAGCCAAGCUGCUGCCAGUCCAGCUGCUGUGCCCCCAGCUGCUGCCAGUCAAGCUGCUGUGUCCCCAGCUGCUGUGCCCCAGCCCCCUGCCUGACCCUCAUCUGCACCCCAGUGAGCUGUGUGUCCAGCCCCUGCUGCCAAUCUUCCUGCUGCACACCUUCAUGCUGCCAGCAGUCUAGCUGCCAGUCAGCUUGCUGCACCUGCUCCCCAUGCCAGCCAUCCUGCUGUGUGACCCUUUGCUGCAAGCCUGUCUGCUGCACACCCAUCUGCUCUGGACCAUGCUGCCAGCAGUCUAGCUGCCAAUCCUCAUGCUGUCAAGCCCCCUGCUGUGUGCCUGUCUGCUGCAAGCCUGUCUGCUGCACACCCAUCUGCUCUGGCUCCUCCUCCUGCUGCCAGCCCUCCUGCUGUGCUCCUGUCUGCUGCAAGCCUGUGUGCUGCAAGCCCUGCUCCAGCCUGUCCCUGCUGUGUCGCCCUGUGUGCAGACCUGCCUGCUGUGUGCCCACCUCCUCUUGCUGUGCCUCCUCCUGCCAGCCCAGCUGCCGCGGCCCAACCUCCAGUGUGUCCCUGCUGUGCCGCCCUGCCUGCUCCAGACAGGCCUGCUGUGGCCAGAAGUCCAGCUGCUGA